GCGGGAAAAAUGUAUAGUAAUAAAGUAACGGUAUUUGAAAUUUAAUUAUUAUUGCAGGCAUAUUUUUGAUUUAUAUAAUUUUUGAAAUUAAAAAAUGGAGGUGGAUUCUGACUCGGAACAAGCAACAACGUCUAGAUCCGCUGUUAAUGCAAGAACAGAAAGGAUGCGUGCAAGAAAUAGAGUAGUCUCUCAACAAUAUCGUGUACAACAUCGAGCCAAAACGUGUGAUUCUGUGAGGGUUGGAUUGGGCGAGGAAAUUGAGAAUGUCAAAGUCGUCGGAACUGAUGUGGAAUCGUUAAUAACACGUAUAAAACGCCGCAAGCAUGCAUCAACAGAUGAGUUGUGUAAAUUGGCCCAAGCAUUUCAACAUAAUGAAGCAAAUAUCGCAAUCUUUGGGAGAGCAGAUGGUGUUUUCCCGGUUAUUGUGAAAGAAUUAACAAGCAUAGAUACCGGAAAUCAAAUUGCCGCCAUGGAGUGUCUUUGCAAUCUGUCAUUGGGUGAAGCACCUGUUUGUGAAAAAAUAAUAAAAUUCGCGGGAAGCUAUUUAGUUACCUAUCUGGAUAACCCCAAUGAAAACAUAAAACGACUAUGCCUCUGGAUAAUUUCUAAUAUAGUUUUUACAAGCAAUGAGGCCACAAGAAGAAUAAUAGAAAUGGGAGCAGUGCCAAAGUUAUGGAACAUUUAUGUAGAUGGAGAAUGUGUUGUAAAUGAACUAGAAAAUUUUGCAGAAGAUGCAGCUUGUUGUUUACAGCUGAUUCUGUUAAACAAGGAACAAAAACUUAGAUGUGAAGAUUUACUUCACAUUAACGAGAACAUGAGCAAGAAACACCGAGCAACUGCGGGAGCAGAAUAUUAUUUGUUAUUUAUAUUCCAUAGUGAAAUAGUUAAUCCCAACUCGGAUCUUAGUACCGAACAAAGAGUAAAUUUGUUGCGUUUUGUUUGUUAUAAUCUUUGCAGAUAUGAUGAGUUUGAAAGCAUUAAUAGCCGUUUAAGAGUACUUUAUGCUGUGCGUAUAUUAUCAAAUUACGUAGUAUGCGUGACAGAUGGUCUUCGAGAAGUAAUAACACUGUUAAAAAGUCCUUUAUUUGAAACAACGUUAGAAAAAAUAGUAAACAAAUUUUUCAGUUUUAAUGAGCAUUUAUUAUCCGUGGAACUCAUUUUUCUAUUAAGACACUUAAUACAUGAAAAAGUAGAACAAUCUUUGCUGAUCAAAAUGUAUCAACUUGAAAUACCUAUCUUUAAUUAUGUGAAAUUACUACGAAAGUCUUAGAAAAAAAAUAACACGAGUUUACAGUGUAAAAUAUUAUAAAUAAUUAAUUUGCUAAAAAGUAAAAUACAUAUGUAUGUAAGUUUUAUAAAAUUUUUUU
Ceratitis capitata (Mediterranean fruit fly) is the source of this 1367-nucleotide messenger RNA. RefSeq names its product Transmembrane and coiled-coil domain-containing protein 6. The transcript is spliced from 2 exons. The record is from RefSeq and is a predicted model, not a curated record. The coding region runs from base 95 to 1270 and encodes 391 amino acids. Lineage: Eukaryota; Metazoa; Arthropoda; Insecta; Diptera; Tephritidae.